ACUAUGUAUUAUUUAUAUAAAGUAAAACGAACGGUUCUCCUACAGCUUCCAUUAUAACCAUGGAGAUGACAUCUUUCCUUUUAAUCUUCUUCUUCUUUCUCCUCAUCUACUCAUUCUUCUUCCUCUUCAACCCAACAAACUCCAAAUCCACCCCUCAAUCCGGCUUCAAACACUAUCCAAUAUUCGGAACCCUACCCGAAUUCCUCCUAAACCGCCACCGGUUUCUCGACUGGAGCACCCAAGUCCUCUCUCAAUGUCCAACGAACACGGCCGUCUUCAGCCGACCCGGAAAAGUCAAUGGCGUCAUAACCGCCAACCCGGCAAACGUCGAACAUAUGCUCAAGACCAACUUUGAGAACUACCCGAAAGGAACCCGGUUUAUUUCUCUACUUGAAGACUUCUUGGGCCGUGGCAUCUUCAACUCCGAUGGCGAAACGUGGCGGGCGCAGCGUAAAACCGCUAGCUAUGAGUUCAACACGCGGUCCCUUCGGAACUUUGUGAUGGAAACGGCGGCCGUAGAGCUACAUACGCGGUUCGUGCCGGUUCUUGAAAGGGCUGCGGCUUUGAACAAGGUUGUUGAUCUUCAAGAUCUUCUUGAAAGGUACUCUUUCGAUAAUAUAUGUAAGGUGGCCUUCAAUUUCGACCCCGGUUGUCUCGCCGGAGAUGGAACUUCCGGUAGUGAGUUCAUGAAAGCUUUUGAAGAAGCUGCAACGCUUAGUUCUGGAAGAUUUAUGUAUGUUUUACCAGGACUGUACAAGAUCAAAAAACUGUUGAAUUUCGGUUCCGAAUCAAAGCUACAAAAAUCAAUCGCUACUGUUCAUAAAUUCGCGGACGACAUUAUACAAUCGCGAAUAACAGAAAGCGCGAAAGAACCCAAUGAUGAUCUGUUAUCCCGGUUCAUGAACAUAUCCGCUUACUCCCCAGAGUUUUUGAGGGACAUAGUCAUAAGUUUCAUAUUAGCAGGCCGCGAUACAACGUCAUCCGCACUCACAUGGUUCUUCUGGAUAUUAUCUUCACAUCCAGAAGUAAAACUGAAAAUACUGGAGGAACUGAAAACGCUCCGCCUUAGCAAAAGUGAUCAGAACUCUUACGAGUUUGACGACCUUCGACAGAUGCAUUACCUACACGCCGCGAUAUCAGAGGCAAUGCGGCUGUUCCCACCGGUUCCAGUGGACACAAAAGCAUGCCUAAAACCCGACGUGUUGCCAGACGGGACGUUUGUUGGGGAAGGGUGGUUUGUUACAUAUCAUACAUAUGCAAUGGGACGGAUGGAGAGUGUUUGGGGGACGGAUUGCAACGAGUUUAGGCCGGAGAGGUGGUUGGAAGAGGAGAAUGGUGGUGGAAUGGUGGUGUAUAGGCCGGAAAAUCCGUUUAAAUAUCCGGUGUUUCAUGGUGGAGCAAGAGUGUGUUUAGGGAAAGAAAUGGCGUAUACGCAAAUGAAGCUGGUGGCGGCGACGAUUAUGGAGGUGUUUGAGGUGGAGUUGGAGGUGGUGGAAAAGAAGGUGCCGGAGCAUGUGUUGUCGUUGACGAUGAGGAUGAAGGAUGGGUUGAAGGUGAGGGUUAGGAAAAGAUGAAGUGGUCCAUUGAUGUAUCAUGCAAGUGUUGAGUGGGUGACAUUUUGGUGUCAAAAAUGGUUAUGUCACUUAUUAUAUACUUUAUGUAUAAAGUUAAAGUUACCAUAUGUGGUUACAAUAAUGUCCAAUAUGUCCAUAUAUUCUGAUUGAGAUCAGUAGGUUAAAAUUAGUUAUCAUGUG
Helianthus annuus (common sunflower) is the source of this 1754-nucleotide messenger RNA. RefSeq names its product cytochrome P450 94A1. The record is from RefSeq and is a predicted model, not a curated record. Gene Ontology annotation, molecular function: monooxygenase activity; oxidoreductase activity, acting on paired donors, with incorporation or reduction of molecular oxygen; heme binding. Lineage: Eukaryota; Viridiplantae; Streptophyta; Magnoliopsida; Asterales; Asteraceae. The transcript has 3 exons. The coding region runs from base 60 to 1574 and encodes 504 amino acids.